AUUUAAACCAGGAAGUGAUUCAGAAAAAAGUUUUGUUUUGAUUUUGCGUCAUCCUAAUCUAUUUCGUUUUAUGAGCCCUUUUGGGGCGAGAGCUAGAUUGACAACCCCCUCCUGUAAGGGGUAGAUAUAGACUUAAAAUAAUGGUACUUAAAUUAGUCCAAUUCUGGGCACAGCCCGCUGUAAAUGACGGUUCAAUCUUUGCACUUUUUUCAAAACUCAUCCAAAAUGGUCGAAAAGUUAUCCAGAAAAAUGUUCAAAAUAGAAUUGCCAAAAAGAGACAAACUGGACAUUCGGAGAAUCAAACAGUUGCACCAACACAAACAUCACGGUAUUUCAACGUUCAACCGAAAAGAGUGACAUGGUUUUCCAAACUUGCUGCAACCCGAACUACCGGUGUCUCGUUUGCUGGGAAUGUUGGGCGAUACAUGGCACCAAAUGCUGGAAGACUAUCUCUCUAUGCUUUUGUCGGAGUUGGGUUUGCUUCCAAAUCUGGGCUGUUAGAUUGUGAUAAUAGAGGCGAUGUUAUAUGUGAUCAAAUCAAGGAGCUUUUCAAGCCAGUGUCAGCUGAGGGAUGGAAGAAUGACUGUUGUGUCUCUGGCUUGGAUGACAUUGACAUUGGGUCUAUGAUAGCCAAGGGAAGCAAUGCUGCUGUCUAUGAAGCCAGACUCCGAACAGAAUGUGAUCAGAUGAAUGAUAUGAAAUGUGAUAUGAACCCUGAUAAGGAUGUGAUUGGACUGAACUGCAUUCAAGAGAUUUUUAUGGAUAUAGAUGCUGACACUUCUGAUGGAGAGGACACAUCUAGUAAUGCUGACACUGUUACUGGAACAAUAGAGGGCAGUGACACUUCUUCUGACUCCAAUGAUGAUAGUUUCGUUAUUUUAGAUGACGAGGAAUCAUGUCACUCAGAUUCCACAUUGAGUAGUAUUAAUGAUGAUUCACCAUUAGAGAUGACACCAGACAUGACACCUGAGUUUGACUUGGCCAUCAAGAUGGUUUGGAACAUGCAUGUUCCAUCAAACCCUGCAUUGAUAAUGCGAGUGAUGGAAAAUGAAGCGUUACCAGCAAAGAUGAGCUCUGCUUUUGAGGAUUUGGAGAUGUGGGAGAAUGGGAAUCGGGUGAAGAAAAAACGGUUACCACCUCACCCCAGUAUUGUUGACAUGCAGAGUGUGUUUGUGGCAGAUGUACCUGAGUUAGAUGGCGCUAUGGUAGAGUUCCCAGCAGUCCUACCGCAACAUCUCAAUCCUUACGGAUGUGGCAGAAAUAAAACCAUGUUUUCUGUAAUGAAAAGGUAUCCGUAUACUUUGAGGGAAUAUUUAGCUUCCAAGGAAUUGGAUUCCCAGAGUGCUAUGUUAAUAUUGUGCCAACUUGUAGAGGGCUUGGUUCACCUUGGACAACAUGGGGUGGCCCACAGAGACAUAAAGACAGACAACAUUCUGGUGGAAACUGAGCCUGGAGGUUUGAAGAACAGAGUUGUAUUGAGUGACUUUGGUUGUGCCAGUAUGGAUCAGCUGAAUGGCCUGUUGAUUCCGUACAAUACAGACAACAUUGCAAAGGAGGGGAACCCAGCUCUGAUGGCACCAGAGAUUGCCAAUGCUGUCCCUGGUAGAGACUCUUGGCUGGACUAUAGGAAGUCAGACCUGUGGGCCCUGGGAACCCUAGUUUAUGAGCUACUAGGGGAAAGAAAUCCCUUCUACUGUCAGGGUGUAUCAGCUGGUCUGGACAGUAGGAGGUACACAGAAGAUGAUCUGCCGCAACUUCCUGAGAAUACACCAAGGAUUUUUCGAAAAUUGGUUCAAUUAAUGCUGAUAAAGGAUCCAUCAAAAAGGCUGAGUCCACAAGUACUGGGAAACAUUCUGCAUAUUCUACUAUGGGGCCCUCCACAUUGGGAUUGGAGUACAAAACCUGAGUGUUUACCCAAUGAUUUUGAUAUUAUUGGUUGGCUCAUGAUCCUUUCAGCUGAGGUCAUCUGCAAGAGAAUAGGUCAAAGGUCAUCCAAGCUGGGGUCAUGUGAAAGUCAAGAGUCAACAACAAUUGAUGUAGAAUAUGAACAGAAACAUUUGUUUUUAUCUCGCUUGUGCUUUAGAGAGCUUAAGCAAUCUUUCAAUGUCUUGGCAAUGCUUGGUGACAAUUAAAGAACUCUAUUAAGGAACUCUGAGCAUAGAUGCUCUGAGGAACAAUGAAACUUAUAGUAUUGUGAGUUUGUUACUCAUUAGGAAAGAAUGCAACACAUUUGUUAUUCAGAAUUUUGUAUUGUUUUUCUUUUAGUUUUAAGUUAAAAUAAAGUUCUGAAAUGUCAUCAAAA
Messenger RNA from Owenia fusiformis, 2302 nucleotides. NCBI's taxonomy places the organism in Eukaryota, Metazoa, Annelida, Polychaeta, Sabellida, Oweniidae. The record is from the annotation of a GenBank genome assembly.